This is a messenger RNA of Cetraspora pellucida, 1666 nucleotides long. The record is from the annotation of a GenBank genome assembly. Lineage: Eukaryota; Fungi; Glomeromycota; Glomeromycetes; Diversisporales; Gigasporaceae.
AUGACGCAACCGAAUACGCCUCCCCAUACUGUCGAUAAAAACGGCAUGAUUCCAACUCUACCUCUGAAAGAUCGAGAAAACAAUGAAAGUCGGGACACUUUAACAACAUCAAAUCAAUUUCCAGAGUUUAGACUGGCAGUAAAUGCAAAUGCCGAGGAAUCGGUUAACAAAAUUGCAAAAGCUUGGCGGAAUCAUCGAUUACGGAGAGAAAAACUCGGCAGAGUUAUAUCUUCCGAAUCUCGAGACAAACUUCAUUCUGAAAAAUUUGUUUGUUUGCAUUUACCUGGUCAUUGCGAUUCAUGCCCAGUUUGGUUAAAAUGGGAGGAGCUAUUAAAUACUAUAGAAAGCCAACUUCAUCGAAAAGAUUCAAAAAUAGCAUCCAAAUUGCAUGUCAUUGAACGUAUUGGAAAAGGAACAAGAAAUGUUAAUGGUCAUAUGUGGCUUUUAUUGGAUACAGAACAUUGGUUAGAAAUUUGUGACUCCAAACACAGAUAUGGUGCGAAUUUAAAGAUUUAUCAUGAUUAUUGGCUUAAAACCCCAACAAAGGAAAAUUUUUUCGAUUGGCUUGACAAAGGUGGUGGCAAAAAUCUUGACCUAAAUGUUCGUCCACGAAAUCAACUUGAAAAUGAGACAGUAAAAUAUUGUUCAAAAACGGAGCGUUUGGAAUACGAAGUCAUCUUCAAAGAUGGGUUAUUAAUUUACAAGAAAAGCGGAAAGCCAGUGAACACACAUGAAUCAGAAGAUUCAACGCCAAGUUUUCCUGCAAACAUUAAACGAAGUGAUGGAGAUGAAGGAGAAAAUAAUCAAUCAUCACUUCAUCGACGUGUCAGUGAAGGAAAAAAUGAAAAAUGGAUUUAUGUGACGGAUUGUAACGGAAAUUUUUUUGUAAGCCGAAAAGUUAAAGGUCAUUUUCACCAUUCUUCCUUUUUAUCUGGGGGUGCUAUUGCUGCUGCUGGUGGAAUCAGAGUUCGAAACGGAAAAUUAAUUGAACUUAAUCCAAAGUCCGGACAUUACAAACCGACACAAUGUCAUUUUGAUUCUCUUAUUGAUAGAUUGAAAAAAGAAGGUGUCGAUUUGAAUGGUACAAAGUUGGUGCACCCAUCUGACAUCAUGGAGAAGCAGCUUUAUACCAAAUACAUCAAACGUAUGCCUGACCUUCAAAAAGUUCAUGAAGAAAUUUUACAAAACAAUAAUCAGGAUGUUGGUGAUUUGGAUAAUCAAAUCACAAAAUUGUCAACGACAUUCAGGAAAAAUAUGAAAUUCUUUUCCCAUGAAAUGAAAGAAUCAUUUAAGGAAUUGUUUCAAAAAAAUAUUAAUUCUCAAGAUGAUAAAGAACGAAUAAAUAAUAACGAAGAAGUUCAGGCAUUAAAUACAAGAAAUGGUGAUUCUCAUAAAAAUGAUAACAUUACCAAUGGACUGCCAAAAAACAAAACUGAUCGUAGUAUAGUUGAAGACGACUCAAGAGAGAAUCAGAAACGAAAAUCUCUUGGGUUCUUUCAUGAGAUCCGAAGAAGUUUUUCUUCAAGCAUUUCGUCACUUUCUUCAUUCUUUUUGGGAGAUGAUAAUAAAACCGAAAACGACUCGAGCACAGAAAAUAGUCGUAAAUCACUCAGAAGUAAUGAAGAUUACCAGCAGCAAAAAUCACGGUUUAUGGACUUUAAAUUUG